AUGACCGACUACCUCACGCAGCUCCCCGCCGAGCUCUUCAUCACGAUCUGCGAGCUCGUGCGCGCGUCGCGCAAAGGCCCGUACCUUGGCCGCAUCUCCAAGGCGUUCCUCCCCGUCGCCCGCCGCUUCACGUUCCGCAAGGUCACGGUCAGGACGUUCGCCAAGCUGUCCAGGCUGUGCGACGUUCUCAUCGCGUCGCCCGGCGCUGCCCUUUACACGGUCGAGCUCGAGAUCCUCCUGUUCAGUGCGGCCGUCGACCCGGGCGAGCUCAAGACGGCGACGUUCAACUCGGCGAUGCGCCAGCUCAAGAACCUGUCGAAGCUCGCCAUGCACAACACGGCCCGUUUCGUCAAGAGCAUCUUUGCGCCAACGGGCCAGAUGCUCCCCAGCCUGUGGUCGUUGACGAUCCUCGACCGGUUUGACGGCUGGUCGAACCCGUUCGACCCGAGCAACUUCCGCCACCUCGAGCGGUACCCCGUGCUUUCGCGCUUCGACCUCGAGGUCAACCGCACCGUCGAGAGCCUGGGCAGGUACCGCCCAUCCAAGAACCUGCCGAAGCUCAACUUCGGAUGGUCUCUCUGGCUCGCCGGUCCGCUCAGCAGCAACGACGCCGUGCCCGACCUCCUCUCGUGCAUCGACGUGAUCGGCAACCUUGGCCUGUACGACAAGGCGUCGUCGGCCACAGCGACCCUGCCCGCCCUUCUCGACUCGGUCAAAUACCCCUACUUCAUCCAGGACCUCUCGCUCGAGCAGGCCGCCAACGACACGGUGCCUCUUGUCGCGGCCAUCUCAAGGUUCCCGCGCCUCAAGAUUCUCGAGUUCCGCGCCCGCGUUUGGAGCGACGUCAUGCUGCCUGUCCUGCACGGCCUCGAGCGCCUCGAGGAGCUCUACUUCCAGUCGCGCGGCGUAUCGACUGAGGAUCUGCGCGCCAUCCUCGACGGGCCGCUCAUGGUCAACAACCUCAAGAAGGUCGCCGUGAACACCGUCGACUACGGCGAGUGGGGCGAGAUCAUCGGCUUCGACUGGACGUCCGAGUUCAGCCUGAACGGCCUCGUCGAUCUCCUGCCCGUCGCAGAGCAAAGGGGCGUGCACCUCGAGGGAUAUCAGCAGACGGCGCCGGCACCUCAGCCCCUCCAGCUAGCCGCCGUCCUCAACGACUCGUCGACGCGCGACGCCGCGCUCGCCGCUCUCGCCCCCGAGGCCGACCAGUCCGACGACCAGGCCCACAAGGCGCACAAGCAGGCCCUCUUCGCCGUCGCCCCGAUGCUCUCGCUCCCCGCCCUUCUCGUCGUGCGCCGCGGACAAGCCGGCGACACCGAGCCGAUCGACGUCAGCUCGACCAUCGACGCGCAGCGCGACUGGGUCGUCUCGAACGAGUGCCCGCCGGCCAUGCGCGACGGCUACCUCGUGCGCGUGCUCGGCGAGACGGGCGGCGAGGGUCCGCAGCAGCAGGAGGGAGCGGGAGGAGGCGAGUGGGCGAGCGUCUGGGCGGGCAUGCAGGGCGUCGCGAGCGACCUGGGGUCGCAGGUCGACAAGGGCAUCAUCCUCGAGGCCGACGGCGGUCGCAAGCCCGUCGAGGUGACGUGCAAGACGGCCAACGAGUUCAAGUCGGCGCUCAGCAAGGCGACCGGCGGCGUCCUCGACAAGCUCGACUGGUCGAACGUCGUCCUCGGUGGAGGUGCCGUCCUCUCUAUCCUCACGGGCCAGCAGGAGAGCCAGAGCUACAAGGGCAGCGACCUCGACCUGUUCCUCGUCGGGCUCGAGCCGCAAGAGCUCAUCCCCAAGAUCAAGAGCAUGAUCGACCAGAUCAAGGACGCCCUGCCGCCGGCCCCGAAGAAGACCAAGCGCGUGUACGGCAAGGACUACCGCUCGACCGAGGUGCCUGUCGCGUCGGACGAGGAGGAGGGUUGGGCUAUGGACCACGCGUACGACUGGAGCGAGCAGCACAAGGGCGAGCUCCUCGUCAUCAAGGGCUUCAACGCGUUCACACUCGUGCCGCCCAUGACGGUCACGGGCCGUCGCCCGGUCCAGAUCAUCCUCCAGUCGCACAAGACCGUGUUCGACGCCCUCGCCGGCUUCGACCUCGACUGCUGCUCGGUCGGCUGGAACGGCACCGAGGUCGUCGCCGUUCCUCGCGCCGUGCGCGCCCUCGCCCUCGGCGCCAACCUGCUCGACGUCAAGCUCGCGCGCAAGGGCGACCCGACCUCGUCCAUCGUCAGCAGCCGCUCCCUCAAGUACCUCACGCGCGGUAUCUCGCUCGCGCUCCCGGCCGCCGCCCAGUCGAUCCUCGACGCCGAGGGCCUCGACCUCGAGAAGCUCCUCAAGGCCGGUCGCGACAAGGCGGCGAGCGAGACCGAGCGCAAGAAGGUCAAGACGGACGACAUGAGCGGCCUCGCCGGUACGCUGCGUCGCCAGUGGAAUGUCGCGAACGGCAUCGGCGGUGGGCGCGACGUCGCUCCUUUCGGCGCCGACUACGGUCCUGCCAACAGCUCGUGGCACAAGCUCGUCUCGUCGUUCGAGAUGGCGGUUUGGGAGAACGGCUGGAUCUCGCACGAGUUCUGGGAGCACGCGGUCAAGACGAUGGCGCCGGCGGUCAGCGAGCUUCUCUUCGCCGACAAGAAGGACCUCGUCAAGCUCACGCCCUCGUACCUUGGCGUCACGGCGUCGUACGUCGUCCCGUACGUCGCGAGCUUCGACCCCGACUUUGUCCUCGACCUCGACGAGCCCAAGAAGAACCUUUUCAAGCUGUCGUGGAACGACAUCCAGAACCUGCAGUACAUCGUCAAGCUCCCUCGCUCGGUGCUCGCCCUCAUCGACGACGCCGAGAUCAAGCUCAAGGAGAUUAUCGCCGACGCCAAGGCCGCCGACGACUCGGGAUCGCCCGGCAAGAAGGUCAAGGGCGACGAGGAGCCGUCUGCCGCCACCGACGUCUCGCCUGAGGCGCUCAAGGCCAUUCAGAGCGCCCUCGACACGGUCAAGAACGUCUCGGAGACCGACCAGCCGCGCCAGAAGCCGUCGGUCCCCAACACGUCGUCGCAACGCCUCGACCCGCUCGUCACUGACUCGUUCCCGGGCCCGUACGAGCCCUCGCCGCGUCACGCGCCGCGCAAGCCCAAGGCGCCGUCGUCCAACAUGAGCAAGAGCAUCGUCAACCCGCUCGUCGACCACGCCGGCCUCGAGAUCAAGACCAAGUCGACGAGCGACUUCGUCUACCGCGUCGCCGUCCUCGGCGGCCUUUGGCAGUUCCACGGCCUCGACACGGUCAUCGACCGUGCGCUGCAGGUCAUCUGGCAGGCUUGGGUCGCGACGGCCCGUGCGGCGACGUCGCUCCCGCAGGAGCGCAACGAGGGCAUGCAGUUCGUCCUCGAGCCCGACGAGUGGGCCGUCUACAAGGCCAAGUUCGCCGCUCAGCCGUCCGCCGCCUCGGUGCUCGCCAAGCUUUCGCGCGACCUCUCGCGCCUCGCGCGCAACAUGGCCAAGAGCAUUGAGGCGGAGCAGAGCUCGGGCCAGAAGCGUGCGCUCGGCGAGUGGGACGAGGAGCGCAAGCGCUACCUGCUGCAGUGGGUCGCCGACGAGGAGAUGAUCUGA
Messenger RNA from Rhodotorula graminis WP1, 3588 nucleotides. RefSeq lists its product as uncharacterized. The transcript is spliced from 13 exons. The record is from RefSeq and is a predicted model, not a curated record. Lineage: Eukaryota; Fungi; Basidiomycota; Microbotryomycetes; Sporidiobolales; Sporidiobolaceae. The coding region runs from base 1 to 3588 and encodes 1195 amino acids.